Molecule: messenger RNA, 1947 nt
Organism: Cotesia glomerata
Lineage: Eukaryota; Metazoa; Arthropoda; Insecta; Hymenoptera; Braconidae
Exons: 3
Coding region: 1-1947 (648 amino acids)
Biological process (GO): DNA integration
Molecular function (GO): nucleic acid binding
Source: RefSeq, a predicted model, not a curated record
AUGGAUCCUCGAUGGAAACACCCGUGGACUUCGAUCGUUUGCGGUCCUACAGGCUGUGGUAAAACAGUGUUUGUAAAAAGAUUUAUUAAACAUCUUCCUCAAAUGAGCGAUACAAAUUUUGCAAAAAUAAUAUUUCAUUACGGUGAAUGGCAGUCAAGCUAUGACGAAUAUAUAAAUUGCAAAAAUAUUGAGUUUCGUGAAGGUUUACCCGGUAGUGAAGAUUACAGUGGUGAUAAGACGGCUAAAUUAGUCAUUAUCGACGAUUUAAUGCGAGAAGCUUCAAACAACGCUGUGAUAAAUCUUUUUACAAAGGGCAGCCAUCACAAGAAUUUAAGCGUGAUUUUUCUGACGCAGAACAUUUUUCAUCAGGGGAGGAGUCAGAGGGAUAUAUCGUUAAAUGCCAAUUAUAUUGUGAUUUUUAAAAACCCUCGCGAUAGAUCGCAAAUACAACAUCUAGCUAGACAAGUUAAUCCUGAAAAUACACGGUUUCUGCAAGAAAUAUAUUAUGACGCUACAUCUUCACCGCACGGUUACUUACUACUAGAUUUAAAACAGUCAACACCCGAAAACUGCCGUUUUCGUAGUUGUAUUUUUCCCGAUGCGAACACACCUAUCCAGAAAAAGCAGCUACGUGUAUUACAAGCGUUGUGUUACCUUAGUAACACACAGCGCCAGGCUGUAUUGCGUAAAGCAGAUCCUGCUUUGAUACGUUGUAUUUGUAGUAAUAUAGAAGAAAACGUAGUUCAGCAGGAAGCGUCUUUCGAAAACUCCUCUCAAAUGUUAGACACAUCAGCAGCGUCCGACGAAAGUUUAAUUCCUCACCAUUCUUCAUACGAAGUGAUCAUAGAUAAUUCAAUUAUAGAAAGCGUACCUAAAAAACUCAGAAGUAACUGUGCGCGUGUAUUGAAACGUUUAAGAAAGGCGCCGACAGCGUUAAUAUCUUGGGACGAUAGAGGUUGUGUUACAAUCAAAGGUCGGAAAAUCCCCCAUUCUAAUAUUACGGAUCUCGUAAACGAUAUAAUACGUCCUAGAAGGCAGGCAAAAGCUAUAGGCCGUCAACAGUUUGCUAAAGUACUGCAAACAUUAAACAUACCACGCGAGUUCAUUGGCAACCGUGCUUAUUUCAACAACGUCUCCGAAGAAGAAGAAAAAGAGCUAUCAACCUCUACACCGACAAGACGACGAUCCGGUAAUAUUACUAUACCUGAAAUAAUAACAGAAAACGUGGCCGUCGAUGAAUCAAUGUUAAACCAGAGUGGUAAUGGUACUCUGAAUAAAAACGUGUUGAGCAAACAUGCGUGGGCUGAGCCAUUAAUAAACAAAACCAGUGUAACCGUCGCUCAAGCUUUCAGCAAAAUAUUAAGUAGAAACGGCAAACGAAAACCGCGAUUACUGCAAACAGAUAGCGGGAAGGAAUUCUUAGGCGCCCCUUUCCAAGAAUUAUUACGUAAAAAAGAAAUACAGUUUAGAACAACACGCAAUCCUGAUAUUAAAGCUUCUAUCGUGGAGCGUAUAAAUAGAACUAUAAAAGAAAGAAUAUGGCGGUAUUUUACACAUACACGUACGAAAAGAUAUUUAGAUGUGUUACAAAAAAUCAUGCAUGCCUACAAUCAUACGGUACAUAGCGGUAUCAAAAUGGCUCCUGUUGAUGUUAACGAAAACACAGCUCAAACAGCUUAUAAUAAUCUUAAAAAGCGGUAUGAAAAUAAUAAACGGGUAGCUGUCUUAGCGAAGCGUAAGCUUAAAUACUCUGUCGGUGACUUGGUGCGUAUCAGUAAGGUGAAAGCAGCGUUUACGAAAGGUUACGAGAGCGGUUGGAGUAGUGAGAUUUUUAAAAUUUUAAGAAUUUCCAAUUAUCGACAGCCUGCGGUUUACAUACUGAUCGAUUUGCAAAACGAGCCUAUAAAUGGUAUAUUUUAUGAGGAAGAGUUAUCUAAGGUGGAAUAA